AUAAGUGCAGGGUUUCUAUCAUAAAGUCUGAACACACAGACACAUACAUAGCCCUUUUCUGAGGAGGAGAGAAUUUCACCAAAUCAAGGGGAAACUCUCUGAAGAACAUGGGUUUGAUGGAGUGCAAUGUGGAGGACAAUAAGAAUCUAUACCUUCAUGCUCCUACUUUCAUUGAGUGGCUUAAACCAUGUUCUUCUCCUAAUUCAUAUCUAAAUAAUUCCAAUACAAUAUCAUACUCAUCUUCUUCUUCUCCUUCUUCAUCUUCUUUUUCUCUUACUCAGAAUGAGUUUGUUCAGGAAACUAUCCAAUUCUUGCCAAUUUUAAGUGAGAAGGCCUCAAAAGAUGAAGAUCAAAGUUUUGAGGUGAAAGAGGAAAAGGUUGAACAAGUAACUGUGGCUUUGCACAUUGGAUUGCCUGACAGUAAUAAAGGGCAUGCUGAUGAGGUUGAUGAGAAGAUGAUUUUCCAUGUUAAGGAAGAAGAAGAGUCAUCAAAGAGAAGCUUCCAUGGUUGCUCCUUUAACAACCAAGAGAGAAGGUUUUGGAUUCCAACUCCUGCACAGAUCCUUGUUGGACCUAUGCAGUUUGCUUGCUCCAUUUGUAGCAAGACCUUCAAUAGGUAUAACAACAUGCAGAUGCAUAUGUGGGGGCAUGGAUCAGAAUUUAGGAAAGGACCAGACUCACUCAAAGGAACACAACCAGCUGCAAUGUUAAGGUUACCAUGCUAUUGCUGUGCUCAAGGAUGCAAGAACAACAUCAAUCAUCCAAGGGCCAAGCCAUUGAAGGACUUCAGAACCCUCCAAACCCAUUACAAAAGAAAACAUGGGACAAAGCCAUUCAUGUGCAGAAAAUGUGGGAAAACAUUUGCAGUCAAAGGGGAUUGGAGGACUCAUGAGAAGAACUGUGGCAAGUUGUGGUAUUGCACUUGUGGCUCAGACUUCAAGCACAAGAGAUCCCUAAAGGAUCAUAUUAGGUCUUUUGGAAAGGGACAUAACCCUCAUCCUCCCUUUGAAGCUUUUGAGGAUGAGAAGGAAUGCAUUACUGGCUCUGAUGAAGAUGAAGUUAAUGCUCAUCAUACAUGAUCUAACAACAUUCUAUAGCUUAUUUCCUUUAUUAUGAAGAUAUGGUAGUAGCAAGGUUUUAAAUUGCGAUCGCAGUUACAAUUUCGUCGUGAUUUUUGGUGUUACCGGAAAUUACAGACAAAUGCGGUUGAUGCAAUUAAUACCUUGAGUAGAAGUGGUAAUUAAUGUACUAGAGGGUUUGGUCACUACGCUUGUGCUCAGUAACAAAAAAUUCUCAACAACUGCUGAGGCAUGAAGACUCAGGGAAAGGUUUGCUACCGAGCACUUGCAGGGUGGUGAUAAACUUAGUUAUAUCAAUAGAGGUUUGGAGUAGUUUGCUUUUGGUUUAAUUAAUAAGAUGGUUGCCUCAAGUGAUGAAGCAGAUGAAUUUUCUUCUCAUAGCAACAGAGAUUAGUGUUAUGUCAAGUUUAGUUUUUUUGUAACCUCUUCAAUAUGGAGGAAAUUUAUCCGCUUCAUUACUAAAUGGUAACCCUCACUCAUUCUAGGACUUUAUUGUAUGUAAGGUCUUGUUAAAAUAUCUUUGUGACGCUUUGAUGUGAAUUAAUUUGCUGCUAUAAAUGGAUAGCCAAUGUGUGUGUUUUUUUC
Glycine soja is the source of this 1664-nucleotide messenger RNA. RefSeq names its product zinc finger protein WIP3-like. The transcript is spliced from 2 exons. Bases 108 to 1079 code for a protein of 323 amino acids. Gene Ontology annotation, cellular component: nucleus. Lineage: Eukaryota; Viridiplantae; Streptophyta; Magnoliopsida; Fabales; Fabaceae. The record is from RefSeq and is a predicted model, not a curated record. Gene Ontology annotation, molecular function: DNA-binding transcription factor activity. Gene Ontology annotation, biological process: anatomical structure development; regulation of gene expression.